Protopolystoma xenopodis is the source of this 354-nucleotide messenger RNA. The record is from the annotation of a GenBank genome assembly. NCBI's taxonomy places the organism in Eukaryota, Metazoa, Platyhelminthes, Monogenea, Polystomatidea, Polystomatidae.
AUGAUUAGAAUUUUCAUUCCAAUUUCUACCGAAUGCAGUUUUGGCAGUAUUCAUUCAUUUUUUCAGGCUUCCGUGGCCGCCAAGCGCUUAACAACCUUUUUUCUGCGCAGUGAGCUUAAUGCCUGCUCGGUAUCGAGGGAACCAACGCCGGGCGUUGCUGCUGUAAUUGAACGUGGAGUAUUUGCUUGGGACCCCGAGGACGAACCUGUUCUGCACAAUGUUUCGAUGCAUUUCCCGGAAGGCCAGAUGACUGCUAUUGUUGGGCGUGUUGGCUCUGGUAAAUCUAGUCUUCUGCAGGCCCUGCUUGGUGAUAUGGAACAAUUCGCAGGCAGAGUAAAUGUCACGGUGAGUUAG